This is a messenger RNA of Rattus rattus (black rat), 2568 nucleotides long. RefSeq names its product keratin 84 (gene Krt84). The transcript is spliced from 9 exons. Gene Ontology annotation, biological process: intermediate filament organization; keratinization. Lineage: Eukaryota; Metazoa; Chordata; Mammalia; Rodentia; Muridae. Bases 51 to 1877 code for a protein of 608 amino acids. Gene Ontology annotation, cellular component: keratin filament. The record is from RefSeq and is a predicted model, not a curated record. Gene Ontology annotation, molecular function: structural constituent of skin epidermis.
CGGCUCACCCCACACCACAUUGCUCCUCAGCUGCCAUCUACAAAGCCACCAUGUCUUGCCGCUCCUACAGAGUCAGCUCUGGCCGUCGGGUGGGAAACUUCAGUUCUUGCUCAGCAAUGACUCCUCAGCAUCUGAACCGCUUCCGGGCAAGCUCUGUCUCCUGCAGGAGUGGACCUGGCUUCCGGGGCUUGGGUGGUUUUGGUAGUCGGAGCGUCAUCAACUUUGGAUCAUCCUCACCCCGGAUAGCAGUCGGAUGCUCUCGUCCUAUCCGCUGUGGAGUUGGCUUUGGAGCUGGCAAUGGGAUAGCCUUUGGCUCUGGUGACGGAAGUGGCGUUGGUCUGGGCUAUAGGGCCGGCAGUGGCGUUGGCUUGGGUUUUGGUGCUGGCAGUUGCCUUGGCUAUGGUUUCGGAGGCCCUGGUUUCGGCGGCCCUGGCUUUGGUGGGCCUGGCUUUGGCUACAGAAUUGGAGGAAUCGGAGGCCCCUCAGCCCCUGCUAUCACAGCUGUGACUGUUAACCAGAGCCUGCUGACACCCCUCAACCUGGAGAUUGACCCCAAUGCCCAGAGGGUGAAGAAAGAUGAGAAGGAACAGAUCAAGACCCUCAACAACAAAUUCGCCUCCUUCAUUGAUAAGGUAAGGUUUCUGGAGCAACAGAAUAAACUCCUAGAGACCAAGUGGAGCUUCCUCCAAGACCAGAAAUGUGCCCGUAGCAACCUGGAGCCUCUCUUCGAUAACUAUAUCACCAGCCUGCGGAGGCAGCUGGAUGUACUAGUCAGCGACCAGGCUCGGCUGCAGGCAGAGAGGAACCACAUGCAGGACAUCCUUGAAGGCUUCAAGAAGAAGUAUGAAGAAGAGGUGGUGUUCCGGGCUAAUGCGGAGAACGAGUUUGUAGCGCUGAAGAAGGAUGUAGACGCAGCUUUCCUGAACAAAUCUGACCUGGAAGCCAACGCGGAUGCUCUGGCCCAGGAAAUUGAAUUCCUCAAGGCUCUGUACCUGGAGGAAAUCCAGUUGCUGCAGUCACACAUCUCAGAGACAUCUGUCAUUGUGAAGAUGGACAACAGCCGGGACCUGAACCUGGAUGGGAUCAUAGCAGAAGUCAAGGCACAGUAUGAGGAGGUAGCAAGGCGGAGUCGUGCAGAUGUGGAGUCCUGGUACCAGACCAAGUAUGAGGAGAUGCGGGUGACCGCUGGCCAGCACUGCGACAAUCUACGUAAUACACGGGACGAGAUCAAUGAGCUGACCCGGCUGAUCCAGAGGCUGAAAACUGAGAUUGAGCACACCAAGGCUCAGUGUGCCAAGCUGGAGGCCGCCGUGGCUGAGGCAGAGCAGCAGGGUGAAGCUGCCCUCAACGAUGCCAAGUGUAAGCUGACUGAUCUGGAGGGAGCCCUACAGCAGGCCAAGCAGGACAUGGCCAGGCAGCUGCGGGAGUACCAGGAGCUCAUGAAUGCCAAGCUGGCGCUGGACAUUGAGAUCGUCACCUACAGGAAGCUGCUGGAGGGCGAGGAAAUCAGGAUCUGUGAAGGUGUUGGGCCAGUAAACAUAUCUGUGAGCAGCUCUCGAGGAGGUGUGCUGUGCGGGCCUGAGUCCUUGGUCUGCGGAUCCGGCCUUUCCCACAGUGGUGGAGUCACCUUCUCCAGCAGCAGUGGCAUUCGUGCCACUGGAGGGAUUCUGGCUUCCUCGAGCCUGAGGGCUGGUGGAGACUUGCUGAGUUCUGGAACCAGAGGAGGCUCAGUGAUAGUGGGUGACGCCUGUGCCCCCAGCAUCCCCUGUGCACUGCCCACAGAGGGAGGCUUCAGCAGCUGCAGUGGUGGUCGAGGUAACAGAAGCUCCAGCAUCCGCUUCUCGUCCACCACCACCUCCCGUAGGAGCAGGUACUGAGUACCUAGCCCCAGGGGGCCGCCGCCUGGAGAAGAACCAGCUGAAUAUCCCCUGUUCCUAUCCCCUGAGGUGUAUAGACUCUGGUCCUGAGGGAUCUCCAGAAACUCUCCCUGCCAGUACACAAACCUAGCCCAUGUCCUUGUGUAGACACGCCAGUCCCAGCCCCAGGGGCUUCUCCCCAAUUCCUUUCCUUCCGAUCCUCCGCAGGCUCCAGCCACAGUAAAUGUAUUUUCAGCACCACUACAGAAAGCAGAGCCUCCUGGGGAGAGAGGGGUCAUUCAGAGCAUGAGCAUGAGCACAGACCCCUGGGGCCUGCAGGCAUCCUCAGCCCAUCCCCUUCCUCCCUCUUCCCUUCCCUGGCAGAAGAUGCUUCAUGGUCCCUCUCCCCUGUCCCCAAAGGACACACAGUCCUUGGUGGCCCCUAUGUUCCCAUGAUGGUUCUCCUCCCAGUGGCUCAUCCAGGCCAUUUCUCUUAAGGUUGUUGGUUUGUCUGCGGUAUGUGGGUCUGCCAAGUAGGUGGAGUUCAGACGGAGAGGUAGUCUCUUCUGUCCGUGUGCCUUGUUCUUGUGGUGAUAGAAGGCCCAACUCUGGGCCCUGUGGUUGCCACAGGGUUGGGUCUGCAAACUCUGGGAGUCUGGGGGUGGGUGGGCAACUGUUUGUACUAUUCUUUGUAUUCCUGGGUUUUCAAUAA